UUGUUGACAAGCCCGAAUAUGAUUUGGUUUUAGGAAGCACGUGGCUAACGAGGUUGGGAAAUAGGAUUGAUGGACGUGAUGGGAGAUAUUGGGAAUCUAAUGAGGAAAAAAGGAUAUAUUACGCAAGAAAUAGUAUUGAUAUUCUGUCUCCUUCAUUAUAUACAUUCUACGAAUUAUUAUUUCCUAAAUUUUCUGCAAUUAAUUCAGAUGGGGGAGUUAUAUUAAUCGAGUUUUCUGACCAAAAUAUGGAGAAUAACCUUAUUGAUCUAAAAGAAUAUUAUGAUUCAGAUUAUUCUGAGACGGAGUCCGAAUCUAGUGAUUCUGAAACAGAGUUUGAAUCUAGUGAUUCUGAAGCAGUGGAU
Molecule: messenger RNA, 362 nt
Organism: Racocetra persica
Lineage: Eukaryota; Fungi; Glomeromycota; Glomeromycetes; Diversisporales; Gigasporaceae
Source: the annotation of a GenBank genome assembly